UGUUGCGACCGGAAGAGGUCGAUGUGAUGAGGACCAUUUGACACAAACCUGAAACAGAAAAGAGAAAUUCACGAUUCUGAAAUUCUAUAAGCAACAGAAACCAUAAGAUAAACGACGCCAGGAUAUAUUCAUUUGUCUUCAACUUUGUAUUUAGGGGAAGAAAAGAGAUACACGGAGUCAUUGGUUGUGGAUGUCACGCUAGAAAAUCCGGCCAUUUUGAGAGGCUGGAGCCCAAACAAGGACAUGGAGAGUUACGAGGACUUCUGUCUGCGGAGCCUGGCCAGACUGCAGACGGCGAGCCAGGGGAAGAGCCAAGGCCAACAGACAGGUUGUGAGCCAACUGGUCCUGUGGAAGCUCUCUCCUUCAUCCACUUCCAUGGAAGGGCUGUGCUCUCCCCCUUGCUGAGUGUGGAGCAGCGCAGCGAGAUGUCCCAGUACAGACAGAGGGCUGCCCAGCUGGAGGUGGACAGACAGGCACUACGCAGCAGAAGCCUGCUGGCCAGGGUUCAGGACAUCCUGGACAGUGCUCAGGUGGACAAAGUACCAGAGAUGGAGGGUAAAAUGGAUCUACCAACUCCGCCAUAUUGCCUUUCCCCAAAACCUGAGACAGUGAAUGGCUACACCCUGGUGACAGACUCCCCUGGGCUACCCAGGGGCGGUGGUGUGGUUGGGCUACACAUUACGGAUCGGCCCACCACCCCUCCACCUGAGUCCCCCAUAGUCCUGAAUGGGUACAGGGCAGAGGAGAGAGAGAAGCAGGUAGAGGAGGAGAGGUGGGAGGUAGAGGAGGAGAUGAGGAGGAGAGGAGGAGAUGGGGGCGGUCAGGAUUUGAGUUUCCAGAGCCUUCUGAGGAGGUCGAGGGAGUAUGUGGAGAGAGAGCAGGCCCAGAGGGGGUCAAAGGUCAUCGGCAGGGUCACUUCCACCACCCCAUCUGCGGAGAGCCUCUCUGACAAGGAGAACGAGAGCCGCAGUCCUCUGGGAGAGAUGAAACCUGAACAGGGGUACAGCCUGCGCCACAGUCCGCUAAACCCACCUCAGACCCAGGCCCACAUCCAUCACCAGAGUCAGUAUCCUGCCCAAGCGCAAGCCCAGUACCAGGCUGUGUGUGACCCAUAUGACUCUCGGUUUAGCUGCCUCUCAUCUGGCCUCCCCGACCCUUACGCCCUCCUGCCCAGCCCUGAACCCAGCAUGAGUCCCCGCCCCCACCGCCGCCGUCCACGUCCAGUGUCCACUGGUAACAUCCUGAUCUCCUUCCCCAUUGGCUCGGCCGACCUCAUCCCCAGAGGGCUAGUGGGGAGGCACCAGGAGAGCACUGUUGUCAUGGCGACAGGGGGGAUGAGGUCACCGGAACGGGGGUCAGGCGUCAGUGACGGUAGUAGUCGUCGUGGCAGCCAGUGUGGCACCAGCCCGGUCCAGGAGAAGAGCUGCAGUCCAGUCAGUACCUCCGGAACUGGUUCACAUGGGCAUCAUGACAUCAUCAGCUCCGGGUUUCGCCGGCGCUGCCACACCCUAGACAGCCAGCUCCACUCCUCCCAUUCUGCCUCAGGACCUGGCAUGGACCACAGCCAGGAGAGGCUCCCGCGCUUCAUGGGGGGAGUGCCUCGUUUGGCCCCGAGCCGUAGGAGCCCCGCGGUCCCCCUGAAUCAGUCCUAUGAGGUGGAGAACCCCUCGGCAACGCUGCUAAGGCCCCACGUGAGACCCUUAACCCCUGACCUCUCUCCUUGCCAGAUGAGACUGGAUCCUGAGGGGCCUCAGGGGCCCCAUGAUGGACGCAUCACACCCAGCUCUUCCCUAGAGGAGCAGGACAGUAAGACAGAGGAGACCCAGCGACAUGUGAGUGCUCUGGAGGAGAUGCAGAGGCGCCUGGAGGAGGAACAUGCCCUGCAGAUGUCUCUUCUCAUGGCUGAACAGAAGAGAGAACAACAGCGCCUCUGUCAGGAGCUGGAUGAGAAGGGGAAGAGGCUGAGAGAGCAGGGGUGUGGCCGGCUCCUGAGUGGGGACGGUGGACUCAGCCCUUCCUGCCCGAGCCUUAGCCCCACCCUGAGUGCUACUGAUAGGUCACCUAGACACAGUGUACACAGCAUGGGUUUCUCCUCUCCACUGAGAUCCAGUGCUCCCUCUCCCUCCAUGCAGCCUCCUGUCUACCUGUGGGGGCCCACCUGGGGGGCCAGCAAGCCCCGGGGAAGGCUCAGUCAGGUUGUGACAGUUGAACAGCAGAGGGCGCUGUGUCGUCUGGGAGCCAUCAGUUGUGGGUUCCUCACCCGCAGACUGCUCCAGACAGAGAAGGUGAAACAGCUGCGCCAGACCAUUCAGGACACACAAGAGUUCAUCUGCUCGUUCCAGACUGAAGCUCCACAGAAGAGAGGAUCCAUCUCAGCACAGGACCUGUCUCUGCAGGAGAGAGUCAGGGCACAGUUGCGUGCGGCUCGAUAUGACAUCCAUGACAUCUUCUUUGAGAUGCCCCUGGAGGAGAGGCUGGCUCUGCUGCAGCUGGACAGAGAGGUCCGCACAGAGAAGAAGCUACGAGAAAUGGAGAAAGCCAGGAGUCCUAAUGACAGAGUGCUGUCUGCUGCCACACAGAGGUCACUGGACAGGAAGAAGAGGGUGGGUGAGUCUCCAGGACAAGCCAGGAAAGUACAGAAGAAGCCAAAGAGCCCUCCCACUAACAGGAUCCUGAAGCCAAGUCAGGGUCAGAAUGCCUCUGUCCCAGGUCAGCUAAACCGACAGGGUCUGUCUGUCAGGAGCUGGUACAGAAAUACCCCGGAGGACAGAGUGAGGCGCUCAGACAGCCUGAAGAAGCAUAACUCCCUGGGCUAACUGAUUCCUCCCUCAGUCCCUCUGACCCCUCACUCCCUGACCCUUGAACUCUGAGCCUUCUAUCGGCCCCAUGUUCCACUAUGGUUCGACCACCACCAAUGCUACUAGUCUCUCCAACCUCCCUCUAACCUCCCUCUGAAGGUUCAGUCCAGUGCUCUCUGCCCAGGGAACACCCUACCAAAUGUAUUGUUACUUUAGUUACAUAGAUUUUCUACUAUUACAAACUUAUGAACAGUUCAUGUAUCCCUUAGGUUUUAAUGCUGCUGUGCACUCUUGUGCCAAGAUAAUUCAUGCAUUAAUGCUGCUAGAUAGCUAUAUUUGCUGCUUAACUUGCAAAGACUUUGUAGCUAGAGGCCUUCUGUAGUGGAUAUGUAGUAGGGAGAAGGACUCAUAAAGAACCAUUACAAAAGUAAAGGAAGUAGAUUCCAUUAGUCUGGAUUGUCUUCUGACAGGUGGCGACAUUCCUCCUCUCAUUUUUUAAUGUAAAAAAAUGUAAUCUUUAUUUAACCAGGCAAGUUAGAACAAAUCCUUAUUUACAACGACGACCAACCCCGGCCAAACCAGGACGAAGCUGGCCAAGUUAAAACAAAUCCUUAUUUACAACGACGGCCAACCCCGGCCAAACCAGGACGACGCUGGCCAAGUUAAAACAAAUCCUUAUUUACAACGACGGCCAACCCCGGCCAAACCAGGACGACGCUGGCCAAGUUAAAACAAAUCCUUAUUUACAACGACGGCCAACCCCGGCCAAACCAGGACGACGCUGGCCAAGUUAAAACAAAUCCUUAUUUACAACGACGACCAACCCCGGCCAAACCAGGACGACGCUGGGACAAUUGUGCGCCUCCCUUUGGGACUCCCAAUCACGGCCGGGUGUAAUGCAGCCUGGAUAACCUCAACACAGUCGUCAACAUAGCCGUGGCGUUAUCUGACGUAAGACAAUGAGAGGUUUGUGAACUGUUAAACACACUGGCGACCUUUCCAGACACAGAAACACCUCAGAAAUAGAGAUCAUUGUGUGAUUACCUAGCUUUAACCCUUGCUAUAGUAGUCAUCUCCCUCUGCUGGUAGUCACAGAUAGUUGCCAUGUAAAAAAAUGUAUUUUAAACAUACAGUAUUUAUUUCUUAUAUAGUUUUUGUUAAAGCGCCCUGUCCCUAUAAUACAUGGUGCUGAACUCUCAGCUCUGUGUGAAGUCUGGAACAUUUCAAAUUGGUUUGUGUGUGAUGUGUGCAAUUUGAAAUAUCAAUGUGUUUAGCUGCAAAACGUCACAGCCAAAUGAAAGAAAAUGUACAGUUGAAUGUACUAUUGUCUUAUUUUACACUGUACCAAGAGAAACAUGCUUUGGUUUCAGAUGGUUUGUUUAUCCGGCAUGUUUGAGCUGUAGCUGACAGACAAACCUCUGUCUCUGGAGAGUAUUUAGAAUAUCCCAUACAGAAAUGUAGCUGACAGACAAACCUCUGUCUCUGGAGAGUAUUUAGAAUAUCCCAUACAGAAAUGUAGCUGACAGACAAACCUCUGUCUCUGGAGAGUAUUUAGAAUAUCCCAUACAGAAAUGUAGCUGACAGACAAACCUCUGUCUCUGGAGAGUAUUUAGAAUAUCCCAUACAGAAAUGUAGCUGACAGACAAACCUCUGUCUCUGGAGAGUAUUUAGAAUAUCCCAUACAGAAAUGUAGCUGACAGACAAACCUCUGUCUCUGCAGGGUAUUUAGAAUAUCCCAUACAGAAAUGUAGCUGACAGACAAACCUCUGUCUCUGGAGAGUAUUUAGAAUAUCCCAUACAGAAAUGUAGCUGACAGACAAACCUCUGUCUCUGCAGGGUAUUUAGAAUAUCCCAUACAGAAAUGUAGCUGACAGACAAACCUCUGUCUCUGCAGGGUAUUUAGAAUAUCCCAUACAGAAAUGUAGCUGCGUUUCACAAACAAACAUGACUGAGAUACCUGGAAUAUCUGAAAUCUGACAGUGUAUAUGAGAGGAUUUACAGAGAAAACAUUAACAACGAAAACCAAUGUAACUCACCAGUGUGCAGUAGCUAUAACAUCCUUUUCUCAAAGCAGUCUUCUUGUAGCCUGACUGAUGCACAGGCCCACGUGGUACAAAGUGAGAGGAGAGCUUGUGGUACUUACAAGAGCGUUAGCCAGGGAAGUCUUCUUUCCCCACCAAGGGGCUGAUGUAUCUGACCUAGGGGCUGAUGUACCCCACCUAGGGGCUGAUGUACCCCUCCUAGGGGCUGAUGUACCCCCUAGGGGCUGAUGUACCCCACCUAGGGGCUGAUGCAUCCCACCUAGGGGCUGAUGUAUCCCACCUAGGGGCUGAUGUAUCCCACCUAGGGGCUGAUGUAUCCCAGCUAGGGGCUGAUGUAUCCCACCUAGGAGCUGAUGUAUCCCACCUAGGAGCUGAUGUAUCUCACCUAGGAGCUGAUGUAUCUCACCUAGGGGCUGAUGUAUCCCACCUAGGAGCUGAUGUAUCUCACCUAGGAGCUGAUGUAUCUCACCUAGGGGCUGAUGUAUCCCACCUAGGGGCUGAUGUAUCCCACCUAGGGGCUGAUGUAUCCCACCUAGGGGCUGAUGUAUCCCACCUAGGGGCUGAUGUAUCCCACCUAGGGGCUGAUGUAUCCCACCUAGGAGCUGAUGUAUCUCACCUAGGAGCUGAAGUAUCUCAUCUAGGGGCUGAUGUAUCCCACCUAGGGGCUGAUGUAUCCCACCUAGUGCCUGAUGUACCCCACCUAGGGCAAUCCUGGGUGGGAAACAGCAUACACUAAGGUGUCAUUAUGUGUCAUUCUGUGAAAGAGUUGGAUACUGACCCUGAGUCAGUUGCUAGGGGGAUUUGUAUAUUAAUAACUGGCGUAACUAUGUAUCUGCUAAAGCAGCACUACACCACCAUACAUGGCCUUUUGUAGCAUUGACAGAUUUCUGGUGUUUUUGACUGGCUUUGAUUAAUUUAAUUAGCAAUUUAUGUCUUGAAUACAACAUUUUUGUAAUUUUGCCCUGUUUACAGCCUGUGCUUGAUGUAUUUAUUUCCAAAUGACCAAUGAUAUUAAAUAUUGAUAUUUGAAUGUCUGUGUUGUAUUCAUGUAAGUGAAUAUAUUCCGUGGCAGUAAUUAUUUUUGCAGGAAAAUCAGGACAUUUCAACCUGUAAUAUAUUACUGGACUCUAUAAUUUUGCACGCCCAAUUUUUCCGUUUUUGAUUUGUUAACAAAGUUUGAAAUAUCCAAUAAAUGUUGUUCCACUUCA
Messenger RNA from Oncorhynchus keta (chum salmon), 6049 nucleotides. RefSeq names its product centriolar coiled-coil protein of 110 kDa-like. The record is from RefSeq and is a predicted model, not a curated record. Gene Ontology annotation, biological process: centriole replication; regulation of cytokinesis; centrosome duplication. Gene Ontology annotation, cellular component: centriole. Lineage: Eukaryota; Metazoa; Chordata; Actinopteri; Salmoniformes; Salmonidae.